GACUCAAACUUAUAAUAAAUUUAAACAUUAAUUAACUAAAAGUGCGUAUAUUGUUUCUCAUGUCUUUUUAAAUACAGUCCACACCUAACCGAAACAUUUUGGUCCAUCGAUCCGGAUGAGCAACCAGUCAUUGCCAUAAAAAAAAAACAGUAUAUGCAUACCUGUGUCGAAGCAGUAACACGUGUAAAUUUAUAGCUUUAACCCAUAAAAGUGACUAAAUGCCGUGUAAUAUUUCAAACAAGUGAAACUUAAUUUUAUUAAAUUACAUUUAAAUAUCAAUAUAAUAUACAAACAGCAACACGAGUAAAUUUAUAGCUUUAACAAAUAAAAGUGACUAAAUGCCGUGUAUUAUUUAAUCAAGUGGAACUUAAUUUUAUUAAAUUAAAUUUAAAUAUCAAUAUAUACAAAUGCUGAUCAAAGGUCUCAGUAAAGCUGUCAAUAAGAACAAAAAUCAAAAUUACAGUAUGUAUAUUCGGGUGAGAUCUUUCUAAAUUGUUAUAAUUUUAUAUUAAUAUAUAGUUAAUUUAAGUAUAUAAGUCUGAAAUCCCACAAAACAAGUGUGACGAUAACACCAGACUUAAAAUUGCAAUUGUUAGGAUUUCCCAAGCAAUACAAUUAUCAAAGGAAAGGUAACCAACGUCAAUGUUGUAAUUUAUUACCUUCUAAGGAUAAGAAAAUAUGGCAGAGCUUAGUAGAUUGAUUAGUCGUCGCGGCCAGGUAAAAGGUCAAAUAACAAGGUGUGUCACAUUCUUAAAAACACCACUUGACAACGUAAAUGUUAACAUGGUAAUAGGAAGAAAAGAAAAGCUAGAAGAAUCUUGGCAAGAUUUUCGUCAAAUACAGGCGGCAAUUAUUGAAAUAGAAAAUAGUCAAGAACACACGGAGUAUGAAUAUGAGGUAGAAAACCUAUAUUUCGAAGCAUUAACAUUGGCCACGACCUUUAUCAACAAUAAACAAUACAAUGCAAGACAGAAUACAAGUCAACUACAAUUGGAUAAUGGCGAGCGUCAAAGCUCACAUCAAUCCGCAGAGACUUCAGUGUCACAACAACCGUCAUCAAUAGUAAAAUUAGCGCCGUUAAACGUACCAGUAUUUUCGGGAAACUACGAAAAUUGGACGUCAUUUCAUGAUAUGUUUAUAGCUCUUAUACAUACUAAUACAUCAUUAAUGAACGUUCAAAAAUUCUUUUACUUGAGGUCAUCACUUGAAGGAAAUGCUCUUCAAGUAAUCAAGUCACUAGAAACGACAUCCGAGAACUAUGAAACGGCAAGGAAAACAUUAGUAGAUAGAUUUAGAAAUAAACGAUUUUUAAUUCAAAACCAUAUAAAAUCUAUGUUCGAUUUAGAGCCGGUGUACAAAGAGUCGGCACUAAAACUACGGCAAUUAAUAGAUUCGAUACGCGGUCACAUUAAAGCGCUCGAGUCACUGGGUCAAGAACCAAAAACUUGGGGAUGUUUAUUAAUACAUGUUAUUGUCAUAAAAUUAGAUGCAUUUACAACCAAAGAAUGGGAGACCCAGAUUAGCGAAACAAAUGAUGUACCUGUGGUUGAGCGAUUAUUAAAAUUUCUAGAAAAACGAGUACGCGUAUUAGAAGCAGUAGAAGCAUCAAAACAUAUUAAUGGUCGUCAACAACAAUUAAAAAAAUCUACGUCAAUAUUUACGGCAGCGACAAUGAUAGCAAAAUGUUAUGUAUGUAAGCUAAGUCACGCAACCUAUAAGUGUCCAACACUUUUAGCAUUAUCAAUUUCUGAUAGAAUUAAACGUGUAACUGAGUUAAAAUUAUGCAAAAUUUGUUUAAAACAACAUUAUAAUAAAAAAUGUAAUAUGCGUAAUUGUCCUAAGUGUAAUAAAUCACACAACUCAUUAUUGCAUAUCACUUUUAAUUCAAACACAGAAACUACUAACGACACUGCAGAAAUCAAUAAUAGCGAUAACAAAGACAACAAUAACGAACCGUGUACAACAAUUAGUGCUCAUGCGUCUCAGAUAAGUCAUGGUCAAAUUUUGUUAUCGACGGCUGUAGUACGUGUUGUCAAUAAAGCUGGUGUUAGUAUUUUAUGUCGAGCAUUAUUAGAUUCCGGAUCGGAAAAUAAUUUUAUACGUGAAGAAAUUGCCCAAAGCUUAGGCAUAAAGCGGACACCUAUUAACUGCUCGGUAAUCGGUAUAGAAGGAUCUAAGCACGUAGCUACCUCUUCUAUUAUUAUACAUUUAAAAUCACGCGUAUCAGAUUAUCAAACAGACGUUGAAUGUAUUGUUUUACCAAAACUUACAAAUAAUAUUCCAGUAACACCUAUUAACCCAUCAUCAUUAAUUAUUCCUGAUAUUGAAUUUGCCGAUCCGUCAUUUGCCACACCACAAAGAAUUGAUAUAAUUAUCGGUGCCUGUUUGUUUUAUGAAAUAAUUUGUAAUCAACAACAGCGACCGUCAAUUAAUGGUCCUAUAUAUCAGAAAACAAAAUUAGGAUGGGUAGUGUCUGGACAAGUGAACAAAAAUAUAUCAAAUAAAAAUUGUGUCUCAUUAUUUUCAUCAAGCGUGCAAAUAAACAAAACAAUUGAAGAACAGAUUGCAAGAUUCUGGCGCCUUGAGGAAUGUUACACACAAGAUACUUACACGCUUGAAGAAAAGAUGUGUCGUAGUCAUUUCGAAAACACAACAACUCGCGGUCCUGAUGGUAGAUUUAUUGUACAAUUACCAUUUAGAGACUCCUCGGUAAAUUUAAGUGACUCAUAUACCACAGCAUUACGCCGGUUCUUUGCACUAGAAAAACGACUAAGUUCAAACCCUCAGCUUAAAUCUGAUUAUACGAAAUUUAUGCGAGAGUACUUAGAUUUAGGACAUAUGGAAGUUAUUGAAAAUAUCGAUAUUAACAAAGAUCAAAAUUAUUUUUUACCACACCAUGCUGUAGUGAAAGAAAGCAGUUUAACCACUAAGCUACGUGUUGUUUUCGACGGAUCCUGUAAAACUACCUCAGGAUUAAAUCUUAAUGAUGUCCUAUUAAAAGGCCCAAAUAUACAGCAAGAAUUAGUUUGCAUACUAGCUAGAUUUCGUACUCAUCAUUACGCGUUAUCAGCUGACAUAACGAAAAUGAACAGGCAAAUAUGGAUCGAAUCGAAGCAUAGGCGUUAUCAAAUGAUAAUCUGGAGCGAAGAAGUUAACCAGCCAAUUAAGAUUUAUCAACUUAAGACUGUUACCUAUGGUACGACCCCGGCGUCAUAUUUAUCAACUGCGUGUUUAACGAAGUUAGCAGACCAAGAAAUACACACGUAUUCAGUAGCAUGCAGUGCUAUCAAAACAGAUUAUUGCGUAGAUGAUUAUCUUGGAGGUGCGAGAACUAUAUCAGAUGCCAUAUUAUUACGCGACCAAUUAAUAAAUGUACUAAAACGUGCGGGUUUUGAAUUAAGGAAGUGGGCGUCAAAUGAACCUGAACUAUUAUCUAACAUACCCAAUACCGAUAAUGUUUCUAUGCAGGUACUCGAUAAUGAAUACGAUUCCGUAAUAAAGUUACUGGGUUUAUAUUGGAACACGUCAUUGGAUGUCUUUCAAUAUAAGGUCAAUGAACUUCCGGAAGAUAAUACACUUAUUACCAAACGAAAUGUAUUAUCAACAAUAGCAACUAUAUUUGAUCCACUAGGUCUUAUCGGUCCGGUAGUUAUGCAUGCGAAAUUAAUUAUGCAAUCAUUAUGGCAAUUACACUUAAAUUGGGAUGAAUCAUUACCCGAAACGUAUGCGAGUGAUUGGAUUAAUUUCAAAUCAAAUUUGCAACACGUAAAUCAAUUAAAAAUACCUCGUAAGAUUAUUAAAUACAAAGAUGUUGUUAGCAUCCAAGUUCAUGGUUUUGCUGAUGCGUCAGUUAAGGCUUACGGAGCAUGUAUUUAUAUAAGAUCAGUUUCAAGCACGGGCGAGUGUGAUGUUCAAUUAUUAUGCGCUAAAUCCAGAGUAGCGCCUCUAAAGGUAAUCUCACUGCCUCGGCUGGAAUUAUGUGCUGUCUUAUUAUUAGCUCGUUUAGCAAACAAAUUUAUUCCGAAACUUAAUAUUGACGUUGAUAGAAAAUAUUAUUGGACAGACUCUUCUAUUGCUCUUUCUUGGAUAUCAUCACCAUCAACUAAAUGGAAUACUUUUGUAUCUCAUCGUGUUGGAGAAAUCCAAGACCUCACAAAUAUAUCAGAAUGGGGGCAUGUAGCAACGUUAUUUAAUCCAGCUGAUAUAUUAUCACGAGGUUGCACACCGCAACAAUUAUGUGAUGACAUUUUAUGGUGGAAUGGGCCUGGCUGGCUAAAAUCGAAAUCAACUGAUUGGCCGACAUUUGACCGCACAAAUUUUGCUGCAACAAAUAUACCUGAGCAAAGGAGAAUGAUUACGGCAUUACCAUCCGUAACAUAUUACGACAAUUUUAUAAUUAAUAGAUUUUCGUCGCUAUCCAAAUUAAUCAGAGUCGUUGCGCUCAUUUAUCGAUUUAUCCACAAUGUAAAAUUACACAUAUUUGACAGAAACACGGCUAUCGACAGAAAAUUAUCUGGCGUAAUAUCAGCAGAAGAAUAUGCGAAGGCUCGCAUUGUCUUAAUUAAAAUAGUGCAGUUACAAUGCUGGUCACACGAAAUACAAUGUAUACGAGAUAAAACACCGAUACCGCGUAAAAGUAAUCUUUGUCAAUUACGGCCAUAUAUUGAUGAAACCGGUAUUCUACGGGUAGGUGGUCGAUUAAGAAAUGCUAUCGCAUUAAAUAUAUUUCAACGUAAUCCUAUAUUAUUACCACAUCGUAGUGUAUUUACCAAAUUAAUAUUUGAAAACGAACAUCGUAAGAUUAUGCAUGGCGGACCUCAAGCUCUGUUAGCCGCUGUUCGUUCUACAUAUUGGCCUAUAAACGGCAGACAUAUCGCUCGGAGUAUUGUACACAAAUGCAUACCAUGUUUUAAGUUAAAACCCGUCGUAUUUCAGCCUAUUAUGGGUGAUUUACCUAAAGAUCGCGUAACUCCGAGUCGCCCUUUCUCAAAAUGUGGUAUAGAUUAUGCAGGUCCUAUAAUGAUUAAAAGUGGUCUACGACGUAAUUCUCCACUUGUUAAAGGCUACAUAUGUGUUUUUGUUUGUUUUGCAACAAAGGCUGUUCACAUUGAAUUAGUCUGCGAUCUUACAACAGAGUCGUUCUUAAACGCAUUGCGUAGAUUUGUAAGUCGCCGAGGAAUUGUAUCCGAUAUUUAUUCCGACAACGCUACGAAUUUUGUUGGCGCUAAUCGUCGUUUACUUGAAAUUCAUGAUUUACUUUAUUCUGAGAAAAAUCGAUCGAUGUUAAAUAGUGCCACAGCCGAUAUUGGAAUAAAAUGGCAUUUUAUACCACCACGUUCACCUAAUUUUGGCGGUUUAUGGGAGGCUUCUAUUAAAUCAAUCAAAUAUCAUCUUUAUCGAACGUUAGGCAAUGCAUCCUUAACUUAUGAAGAAUUAAACACUAUUUUAAUACGAAUUGAAGCAUGUUUAAAUUCGAGGCCAAUAACACCCCUCUCAACAGAUCCCUCAGACUUAUCCUAUCUUACUCCGGGACAUUUCUUAAUUGGAGACUCUCUUAUCGCUAUUCCUGAACCAGAUUUAAAUAAUACACCUAUGAAUCGCUUAAAUAGAUGGCAACAAAUUUCACGCUUGACGCAACAAAUAUGGUCACAUUGGUCAAAACAAUAUUUGAAUCAACUUCAGGAAAUUAAAAAAUGGAAGCAGAACAAGGGCAGGUCAAUCAAAGUGGGCACAGUAGUUAUUAUACGUGAAGAUAAUUUACCUCCACUUCAAUGGCGUAUGGCAAGAGUUAAAGAAGUACAUCAGGGGAGUGAUGGUGAAAUCAGAGUGGCUACUGUAGCAGGUCAAGGUUGGGAAUGUAAAAGAAGCAUCCGCAAAUUAUGUCCAUUACCUUUUGACGAUAAUUAA
Molecule: messenger RNA, 5907 nt
Organism: Myzus persicae (green peach aphid)
Lineage: Eukaryota; Metazoa; Arthropoda; Insecta; Hemiptera; Aphididae
Exons: 1
Coding region: 679-5907 (1742 amino acids)
Biological process (GO): DNA integration
Molecular function (GO): nucleic acid binding
Source: RefSeq, a predicted model, not a curated record